Pseudo-nitzschia multistriata is the source of this 2480-nucleotide messenger RNA. Lineage: Eukaryota; Bacillariophyta; Bacillariophyceae; Bacillariales; Bacillariaceae. The record is from the annotation of a GenBank genome assembly.
CCUUACGUACGAUACGCACGGUGUCAACUGUCAACUGUCAUCUUGUCAACAAUCAUCAACAAAAAACCACGAAAGUGAAGAUCAGUUUUUCGACGCACAUCAAUCCAGCAUCGAUCUGUCCCCAAACAAACUUGGCGCAAUCAAAACAAAUAGCGAGUCUUUGGAACCGGUGUGGAUGGCGGAUUGAAAGGUCAGCACAGAACGGAAAAUUCCUCUCUCCGACCAGAAAAGUCUGCAAGCUAGGUCUGCUGCGAACGGCGAGUCUCUGCAUUGGAAUGGCAGGAGAACCAAACCCAUUCCCAGCAACAGAGGAUCGAACACGAGCGACAACACCCACGGCAGCCGGUUUCACUGGAAACCCACGGCGUGGCCGGAAUCCUCUCCGGGAACGACCGCGCGCAAGCAUCUCGAAUCCCRUCGCUCCCCGGGGGCAUCCGGCUGGGGCAGCGGCGGUGCUGUGGCUUGCAGCGAUCCUCUUUUGGUCCGCCGGCUCGCUCGAGGUCRUCGCAUUCGGUACCGGCACGCCGCUCGGGACGAGGAAUUCCGGGGUGCUCGCCGGGAUCUUUCGGGAGGGCGGCACCRCAAUCGGCCGCACCGGUCUCCAAGGAAGAAUCCUUCGGGAAGCCCCUGGGGCUCGAAGGGCACCUUUGUCUCUCGCAAUGGCGACCGACGACAGCGGAACUGGCCACAGCGGAACCCACGACGACGACGACAACGACAACGACGACGCGCCCGUGAUCCUGCUGGUAGGUUCGUGCGGYCUGGAUCGGUUGCUGACGGUGGCAAGCUACCCCUCGGCCGAUGCCAAAGUUCGCACGAUUGCCUACAACGAAGAAGGGGGAGGAAACUCGGCAAACACGGCUUCCGGUAAGUUCCCGUAGAACGGCCCCAAUCGCAGCAAGCGCCAUGRUUUGUACGGCACACUUCCUUCGUUUGGUUUCACAGUGCGAGAUGGACACUUUUCUCAGAUCGAAUUGUGUGCAUUCUGUUGUCGUGUCUCGAUUCGUUUCGUUUCGAUCGUUCCGUCCUCCCUGGGCCACCUCUCGCUCGUUCAGCCAUUGGAAAACUUGUCGCGAGCAAACUUUUUUGUUCGGCGGGGCAGCAAAUGCGCGUAGAAUUCUUGAGCAAGGUGGGAGACGAUGCGGUCGGGCAGCAGCUCGCGGACGAGCUCAACKCAUCAAACGUGGGGACCUCCACGGAUCUCUUCCGCCGGGGCGRAAAAGGGAGCACGACGGCAUUCACUACGGUCGUGGUCAGCGAGAGCGAACAAACGAGGACGUGCAUCCACACGCUGGGGACGUGCGGAGAACUCUCCAUGGCUGACGACGUCGAGUCGCUCUCCCCGGACGACGUGGAUCGAAUCUUUCGAAACGUGGUCCACCUGCACUCGGAUUCUAGGCACACCAACGUCUCGCUCUGGAUGGCCAGGGAGGCCAAGCGCCGCGGGGGCAUCACGGUGUCGUGCGAUUGCGAAAAGGAUCGAAAMACAAAGGCGCUCGACGAACUCAUCGAAGUGUGCGACGUUUUAUUUACAAAUUCGAAUCACCUCGGAGAGUACCUGCAGCGAUUGACCCUGGAACGWGAAGCYGCCACCGGCCGCCAGCCCCUGUCCGAGCCAASAAUUGCCAUUCGUACGGAGGAAGCCAAGGGAACCGAUUUCUCGUCACCGGAGCUACCAGAAACCCGCAAGCUGAUAGAAACGUGCGUUGGGUCUCUCGCACCGAGCUCGUAUUUUGCCAGAUGGCAACAACCUCAGAAUGCGAUCGSAAAAGAAGUCGUCGUCACCCAUGGUGCGAUGGGAGCCCUCCACUACAAAUUGAUCGAGCUGUCAAGUAACACGAGUAACGGCAGUGACAACAAACCGCACAAUACGAUCGAGAUCGAAAUGGCCGGAACGAAGAUUCUUCGCAUCCGCCAUUCCUUCGAUGACGGCAGAGAGGGCGCAACGGCAUUGUACGAAACGCACCAAGUGGGKGUUUUGAAWGAUCCCAAAAUCGUGGACACGACCGGUGCCGGCGACGCAUUCAUUGGGGGCUACAUCCUGGCGUCGAAGGCUCUUGGGGUGGACCGCGAGGAUACGAAUGGCGUCGGAGUYCAAAUCGCCCUUGAAAUCGGUUCGUUUGUCGGCGGUCGCAAGCUCGGGGGUCCCGGGGCAAGGAGUGCGUUGCCAACCGAGGCUGACAUCGAUCGGUUGGGGUCGAGCGCAGCCGAAGCAAAAGCUUCUCUUCGAAACAUACUCGGGUCGUUCAACAAURUCCACCAAUAGAUACGAGACGCACACUAUGUUCGUCCAAACCGAAUACUGGAGUAUACCCAGAAACUAUCGCUGUCGCUUACAAACAUAGGUUAAUUUUAGAAAUUGAAUUACGAACUCUUAAUUGCGGCUAUCUUUUUUCAUGCUUUCGUUCUGAGGUAGAAUUUUUGGCUUUCUGAUAUUUCUUGAUGAAUACCUAUUGAACAAAUAGAUUGACUUCAAGGAU